Messenger RNA from Bubalus bubalis (water buffalo), 3315 nucleotides. RefSeq names its product beta-1,3-galactosyltransferase 6 (gene B3GALT6). Gene Ontology annotation, cellular component: membrane. Lineage: Eukaryota; Metazoa; Chordata; Mammalia; Artiodactyla; Bovidae. The transcript has a single exon. Gene Ontology annotation, molecular function: UDP-galactosyltransferase activity. The record is from RefSeq and is a predicted model, not a curated record. Gene Ontology annotation, biological process: glycosaminoglycan biosynthetic process. Bases 97 to 1086 code for a protein of 329 amino acids.
UCCGGGGCGGCCAAUGAAAACAGCGCGGGGAUCCACGUAGCCCGGCGGCGCGGCGCGGCCCCACGCGCGGCCUCGGUCCGCGGCGCUCCCCGAGCAAUGAAGCUGCUGCGGCGCGCGUGGCGGCACCGGACGGCGCUGGGCCUGGGCGGCCUGGCAAUGGGCGGCGUCGCGCUGCUCUACCUGGCGCGCUGCGCCGCGCCUCCCGACUCCGCGCUCUCCGGCCCCGCCGCACCGGCGCCCGUCGGCCCGGCGCGCGCCGCCGCCUUCCUGGCCGUACUGGUGGCCAGCGCGCCGCGGGCGGCCGAGCGGCGCAGCGUGGUCCGCAGCACGUGGCUGGCAGCGCGGCGCGGCGGCCCCGGGGACGUGUGGGCACGCUUCGCCGUGGGCACCAGCGGGCUGGGCGACGAGGAACGGCGUGCCCUGGAGCGGGAGCAGGCUCAGCACGGCGACCUACUGCUGCUGCCUGGGCUGCGUGAUGCGUACGAGAACCUCACGGCCAAGGUGCUGGCCAUGCUGGCCUGGCUAGACGAGCACGUGGCCUUCGAGUUCGUGCUCAAGGCGGACGAUGACUCAUUCGCGCGCCUGGACGCGGUACUGGCCGAACUGCGCGCUCGCGACCCUGCCCGCCGCCGCCGCCUCUACUGGGGCUUCUUCUCGGGCCGUGGCCGUGUCCGGCCCGGGGGCCGCUGGCGUGAGGCCGCCUGGCAGCUGUGCGACUACUACCUACCCUACGCGCUUGGCGGCGGCUACGUGCUCUCUGCCGACCUGGUGCGCUAUCUGCGCCUCAGCCGCGAGUACCUGCGUGCCUGGCACAGCGAAGACGUGUCGUUGGGCGCCUGGCUGGCGCCAGUGGACGUGCAGCGAGAGCACGACCCGCGCUUUGACACCGAGUACAAGUCCCGUGGCUGCAACAACCAGUACCUGGUGACGCACAAGCAGAGCCUGGAGGACAUGCUGGAGAAACACCGGACGCUGACGCACGAGGGCCGCCUGUGCAAGCGCGAGGUGCAGCUGCGCCUGUCCUACGUCUAUGACUGGUCGGCACCGCCCUCACAGUGCUGUCAGAGGAAAGAGGGCAUCCCCUGACGGCCGAGUCGGCCCGCGCACCCACAGGACGCCAGGGUCUCAACCGCGCGAGGCGGUGUUGCAAGGCCUCCCGUCGGCCUUCCACUGGCAAAGCUGGCAGCUUCUGCAUGGUCCUUAGCAUGAGGCUGGCCCUCAAGAGGACCCGGUUUACCUGGUGACAACGGGGUUCCGAGCAGAUGCCUCGCAGCGGUGGAUGACUCCUAAGCCCAGGAACCAGUCCAUGCCCACCCGAGAGCAUCUUGUUCUGGGUCUGGAACCAGCAUCAUGUCCAAGCAGAAAUGUCCUGUUUCUCGAUUCAAGUAUUUGAUCAGACGAGGGCAUCCUCAGCAGGCAGCCCCAUGGGGCCUAUUCACUUACCUUCCUCUCCCAGGCUGGGGCCAAGGAGCCAGAGGGUGGAUGUGGCAGAACUUGCAGGACCUGACUCUGAAGAAAAAUUCCCAAACCCAUUGGGGCAGUGGACAGUGUUAUGUCCUGAAGCCACUGUACUGACCGUCCACCUGCACCAAGGGCCAAGACCGCAUAAACUGGGCCCUGGCACUUGGAGACUCAAGGUGUGAUGCAACCCAACAGUUUUUAUCGAAGUUACUUCACUUUGUGCAGUUAGGUCAUCGCUUGCAUCUCCUGCUGGUAUCGUCUGUCACGUAUCAUCUAGUAUUUAAGUCAGUUGCGUGUGAAUCAGCUUUCAUGGUAUUUUGGUCUGUGUCUGGAGUGAAUUCGUGGUACGUGUAAUGCAGAGCUUGCCUGUGAUUUAUUUAUAAAUUUUGUAACUUUUGAAUAGUUUUAAGUUGGGCGUGUAUGGGUGUCUGUAUGUUUUAAGUUAUUUAAGAGAAGACUUUUCUAUCAGAACUUGGAAUUUAUGGAUUAAUCUAUUUUUCCAGCUUGAGUUGUAGACCCAUUGCUGCUCAAGUGUUGAAACAUGGAAGAAUUCAAAAGUAUCUAUCUCUCUUCCGUUUUCAUGGAAGGCGACCCCACUGCCUCUCUCUAAAAACACUUCUCUUUCAGCCUUCCUCAUGACUGCACAGGGCAGGUGUUUCUGGAAGCACUGACAAGGUUUCCCAAAGUCAGUCUUGACACAGCCGUGCUGGGGUACAUCCCCUUGGGGGCAGCAGGUGUUUGCAGCACCUUUGCACAUACCCGAAGAUUGUUUUGCAGUUGCUCAGUUGUAUCUGACUUUGCGACCCUGUGGACUGCUGCACGCCAGGCUUCCAUGUCCAUCACCAACUCCCAAAGCUUGCUCAAACCCAUGUCCAUCAUCAAGUCGGUGAUGCCAUCCAACCAUCUCAUCCUCUGUCAUCCCCUUCUUCUCCUGCCUUCAGUCUUUCCCAGCAUCAGGGUCUUUUCCAAUGAGUUAGCACUGUUCCUCCUUAAAUAUGGAGAGUGAGCUCAAUAGUCAUGGCCAAAGUCAAAUAAAGUGGUGAUGGACGCCCCUCCCCAGCUGGCUGGAUUCUGCAUUCUGUCUGGUAACCAGACCCUGCUGCCCCCUGCCUGCAACUUACUCUGGGGCACUGGGAACUGGACGGAGGGCACACGCCUCUGACCCGCCCCUUGGCUGCGAUUCUCAGGCUGUGGAUUUUAAGAACGGGUGUCUUGGCCCAGGCAGCUCACACAGUGUGGGUGGCUGUCUCAUGGCUCUGAAGGCUGGGAUUCUGCAAUCGGGUGCCAGCAUGGUCAGGUUCUGGUGAUGCUUUCUUGCUGCUGUGCCGAUGGCCACUUUCCCACUGCACUAUGGCGGAGGAGCCAGGAUGAGCUCUCUACUGUCACCCCAUCGCGGGGCCCUGCCUCACCCUGAGCCGGGGGUUGGGGCCUGCAUCUGGUCUGGGGCACAGUCAGCCUUUAGCAGCAGGUUUGGUUAUUCUCGUCUAAAGGUAGAAGAGUAUCCAGAACUCAGGGUCUCAGGCCAGAAGGAAGGAUGGUCUGGCGGUUGGUGACCUGAAUGCACUUCUCCUGCCUUCAGGACCACAGGGGCCCCACUCGCUGACCCGGCUCUGGUUACAAGGUGUGGGCUUUCCUCCAGAACUGACCAUGUGGCUAGACAAGGAUUCAGGAGAGGACCCAAGUUUUGGGGACACCAAGGGGAGCAAGAUGAGGCCCUGCCCCCUGCUAGGUGGGCGCUGGGGGAUGCUGACCACAGCAGGACGCCGCUCCUACUCACCGUCUGGGAUGACGGUCCUGGGAUGUCUUGUCUCAACUUCAGGAUCAUCAGAGGAGUUGGGGGACACACAUGUCUGU